This is a messenger RNA of Rotaria sp. Silwood2, 1665 nucleotides long. NCBI's taxonomy places the organism in Eukaryota, Metazoa, Rotifera, Eurotatoria, Philodinida, Philodinidae. The record is from the annotation of a GenBank genome assembly.
AUGGAACAAGAAUGUUAUGCUUUUAUUUGUGCAUUAGAUAAAUGGCAUAAUUAUUUAAGUGGAAUUAAAUUCGCAUGGAAAACUGAUCAUAAAGCAUUAACACAAUUAAAUCAAAAAGCUCAAGUUAAUAAACGAUGUGAAAGAUGGGGAUUAAAAAUCUUAGAAUAUGAUUUCAAGGUGAAAUACAUUCCAGGUUUAACAAAUUCCACGCCUGAUUAUUUAUCAAGAUCUCCAGUAGACGAUGCUGAAGAAGAUCCUGAUGAAACUACACAUCUUAUUUCAAAAUCAACACAAACCGAUAUUUUAUAUGAUAACAUCCAUUCACCCAUCAUCACAGCUGUUGAAACUCGUGCUAUGAAAUUACGAAAUCAAACUUUAAAUGAUACAAAUGAUAAUAAAAAAUUACAAUCAGAUUCUCUAAAUACUUCCAUUGAAGAGAAUCGAAUUAUUCCAUUUUCAAUUGAAGACUUAAUACAAGCUCAACAAAAUGAUAAUUAUGCAAAAAAUAUUCUAAACAACAUCAAGAAAUAUAAAAAUUAUAUUAUAAAAAAUAAUCUUUUAAUGCAUCGAUCCAAACCUCUAGUUCCCUAUGUACCACAAGGUGAUCUUCGAAAAACAAUCUUACAAAUUUAUCAUGAUACUGCAGCAAAUGGUGCUCAUUUCGGAAGAGAUAAAACAAUACAUAAAAUUAAACAACGUUAUUUUUGGCCAUCAAUGUACAAAGAUAUUAAUAAUUAUGUUAAAUCAUGUAUACCUUGUGCUCAGUCUAAUCCUCGUCGACAAAAUAAUCCUGGUAAAUUACGACCAAUUCAACCUCCAGAAGGGGUAUGGCAACUAGUAUCUAUGGAUUUCCACGGUCCUAUCAAUCCAACAUCUCGUCGUGGAAAUAAAUAUAUUAUAUGUCUUACUGACAUCUUAUCAAAAUUUGUGGUGACAAAGGCAGUACGUGAUAAUUCGGCUCAAACAGCUGCUAAAUUUCUUAAAGAAGAUAUUAUUUCAAAAUUCGGUACCCCUCGAUGUAUUUUGACCGAUAAUGGCACUCACUUUACAUCAACAAUUAUGAAUGAAUUAAUUAAACAAAUUGGAUCAACACAUUUAUAUACAACACUAUAUCAUCCCCAAUCGAAUGGUCAAGUUGAACGAUUCAAUUCGACAAUGGAUGCAAAAAUUUCUGCACUAUCAAAUCUACAAAAAACAGAUUGGGAUGAUCAGCUACCCUUUGUAACAUUCAAUUAUAAUACAACAAUCCAUGCUUCAACCAAGCAAAUUCCAUUUGAAAUGAUGUACGGUCGAACGCCUAUAUUACCACUGGAUUAUCAAGAUAACAACGUUACAUUAUCAUAUGAUCCUGAACAUUCGAAAAAAUUAAACCAAUUUCUAGCAAAAGUAAAUGAACAAGCCAAACAAAAUAUUAUUAAAAAUCAAGCACGUUAUAAAGAACGUUAUGAUAGAAAUCGUUCUGAUCCAUCUUAUCAAAUUGGCGAUCUUGUCCUCGUUAAAACGCUUAAUAUUCGUCACAAGUUCGAUAUUCGUUAUGAAGGGCCAUUUCGAAUAAUUAGAAAACUCACAUCAAAAACAUUCAUCAUACAACACAUAAAAAAACCCACAUUAUAUCGUCAAGUUACAACUGAUGUGUUACUCUCAAUUUUCGAACGUAUUCAUUAA